This is a messenger RNA of Brassica napus (rape), 616 nucleotides long. RefSeq lists its product as uncharacterized. Bases 23 to 616 code for a protein of 197 amino acids. The record is from RefSeq and is a predicted model, not a curated record. Lineage: Eukaryota; Viridiplantae; Streptophyta; Magnoliopsida; Brassicales; Brassicaceae. The transcript has 2 exons.
UGAGGAGAGAGUAUGCCUCGCAAUGCUCAUCCUGGUAGAGAGCAUAUUAUUGCGGAAGAGCAAAGGAGGGAGUUUUCCUUUGGAAUAUGCGAAAAAUGCACAGGAUAUGACAUAUCCAUGGGGAAAAGAGGCUUACAUUGUGCUCCUGAAGUCAAUUCAAAACGCUGUCGCGAAUCAUUUGGAGAAUAAAUCCAAAUUUGAGUUGCAAGGUUAUCCUCUAGUAUUCCUUCUUUGGAUACUAGAGUCGAUUCCUUUGCUAAGGAAUAAGUUCAGUAAGUGUGUACCAACAGUUGAGGUUCCUGGGCCGACUUACUUGUGUGAAAAAUACACUGAGGUAGAGAAUCCAUCACUUGAUAGGGUUUUACAGGUUGAAGCUGAUACAAAGCUGAAGGUCCAUUGCAUACUACCUUCUAUUCCUCAUGAUCCAGAAGAUGAUAUCUCCAUUGAAGACAAAUAUAGUGACGAGCUGGAAACAGUGAAAGAUGUAACAAAGAAAGGGUACAAGAUUACAGCCGAUGACUGGGAAAAUAGGUGUGUAGACACAUUUGACACAUUGGAUGCUCUUAUUCAAAUGAUGGCAAAUAAGGAGACUGGCCAAGCUUCUACUCUCGAUUGA